GUAACAGUCUACAUUUAGUCUGCACAAGUAAGAAGAUGUCUCACUCGGUUUUCAAAGUGCUGUCUCGACAAAUGUCGACCUCUCUGAGCAGACACCGUCCUGUCAAAUACCUGGCAGUCAUUGGUAGCGGGCUCAUGGGGUCAGGCAUUGCACAGGUAGCAGCAUCAGCAGGUCAAACGGUGACGCUUGUUGACCAAACUGAUGACAUUCUCAGCAAGUCUGUGGGUUCCAUCAAAAAGAGUUUACAGAGAGUGGCUAAAAAGAAAUUUGCCGAUGAUCCUAAGGGAGGAGAAAACUAUGUAUCUGAUGUGUUGGCACAUGUCAAAACAAGUACAAACGCUGAGUCGGCAGUUUCCAAUGCUGAUUUGGUUGUCGAGGCGAUCGUGGAAAACCUUGAUGUGAAGCGAAAACUGUUCUCUUCCCUUGACAAAGCUGCUCCACCACACACGAUAUUUGCCAGUAACACGUCAUCCAUCCCCAUUGAAGACAUCGCAGUGUCGACACAGCGGUUAGACCAGUGGGGAGGAGCCCAUUUCUUCAACCCUGUUCCUAUGAUGAAACUUCUCGAGGUUAUUAGAAUUCCUCAGACGAGUGACGAGACUUUCAAUUCCCUGCUGGAAUGGGGUAAAUCCCUGGGUAAAGUCACAGUACAGUGUAAGGACACGCCUGGUUUUAUUGUGAAUCGUCUACUUGUUCCUUACAUGGCAGAGGCAGUCCGACUUGUGGAGCGAGGUGAUGCCUCACCCAGAGAUAUUGAUACGGCUAUGAAACUUGGAGCUGGUUAUCCGAUGGGGCCCUUCGAGUUGUCCGACUAUGUGGGACUGGACACAACCAAGUUUAUUCUUGAUGGGUGGCAUGAACGGUUUCCCGAUAAUCCACUGUUCAAACCAAUUCCUAUGUUGAACAAGCUGGUUGGAGAGGGAAAGUUAGGAAUGAAGACCGGAGAAGGAUUCUACAGUCACAAGAAAUGAUGGAAAACAAAAUGAUUCUAAGGCUUACCCUUUUGGUAGCUAGCAAUGUUAGCCAAAUGCCUAUUUUUGUAAUAUACAGUAUACACUUUUACAUCCAAUUAGUUACUUUUCUAUAGCCUAUUAAAAUAAUGAUGAACAUUUUUGACAAAAAACAUUUUUUUGGUAUAAAUGCCAUUGAGAAUUUUGCUUUACACAGGCAAUGCUUAUUUAUGAAAUUUAAAUACAGGGCAGAAAAUACCAUAAUAUAAGAUGUGUAUUAUUAUGUCUGUCUGUCAGAGCUAGCUUAGGGUGAGAAGAACAUUUUCACAAAUUAUCUAUGAAGCUUAAAAAAUUGGGGGAAAACCUAUAAUUUUUUUAACAAAUAUUAAUUAUUACAUGAACUAUUUUGCCAAUGGUUUCUAAAAUUAGAAUUUGCGAAUUUGGCAACUGCUUGAGCUAGCCCAGUAUGUGUGUGCAUGUACAGAAUAACUGAAUAUGUGUAUAAUCAUGAAUAAAAUCAAUACAAUUGUUAAA
This is a messenger RNA of Gigantopelta aegis, 1484 nucleotides long. Its product is annotated as hydroxyacyl-coenzyme A dehydrogenase, mitochondrial-like. Gene Ontology annotation, molecular function: (3S)-3-hydroxyacyl-CoA dehydrogenase (NAD+) activity; NAD+ binding. The record is from RefSeq and is a predicted model, not a curated record. Gene Ontology annotation, biological process: fatty acid beta-oxidation. The coding region runs from base 36 to 971 and encodes 311 amino acids. NCBI's taxonomy places the organism in Eukaryota, Metazoa, Mollusca, Gastropoda, Neomphalida, Peltospiridae. The transcript has 8 exons. Gene Ontology annotation, cellular component: mitochondrion.